This is a messenger RNA of Arxiozyma heterogenica, 1203 nucleotides long. It is a transcript of the gene PBR1, whose product is annotated as putative oxidoreductase. The record is from RefSeq and is a predicted model, not a curated record. The transcript has a single exon. Bases 1 to 1203 code for a protein of 400 amino acids. Lineage: Eukaryota; Fungi; Ascomycota; Saccharomycetes; Saccharomycetales; Saccharomycetaceae.
AUGCCAUUAAAUAUUAUUGGAACAGCUAUACUUGAAGGUACAGAUAAAAUUCCAUACUAUAAAGAAAUCAAAUAUAUUACACCGUAUGUUUUAGCGGUGGCUGGGAUCAAAUGGUGGUUUCGUGGUGUAACCAAUACUUGGGAACGUAAUUUACACGGUAAAGUUUACAUUGUGACAGGGGCAACAUCACAAUGCAUGGGGACUUCAGUCGUCUAUGAAAUGGCCCGUUUGGGUGCACAGUUGAUAAUUUUAACCCGUAAGCUAGAUGAAUGGUCUACAGAAUGGAUAGAAGAUUUAAGGGAAAGAACAGGUAAUGAAUUGCUAUAUAUGGAACAAUGUGAUUUAAGUGAUUUAUAUGAGAUAAGAAAGUUUGCUACUAAAUGGUUGGAUAAUUCUCCACCAAGAAGAUUAGACGGUGUUAUCGUGAUGUCCGGAGAUAUGGAACCAUGGGGAAUUCCAAGAUAUUCUUCACCUGUAAGAAAAUCAUCAAUGGAUGGAUUAGAGUUGCAAAUGGCUGUUAAUAAUGUUGGUAUUUUCCAUCUUUUAAAUCUUUUACAACCAAGUUUUAAAGCACAACCACCAGAUAGAGAUGUACGGAUUAUUGUUACUACAUGUUGGCUACAAGCCUUAGGGGAUAUUAAUGUAGAAGAUCCCUUAUGGCAAAACGUUAAGUAUAAAAGUGCUUUGAAAUUUUUUGCAAGUAGUAAAUUACAAAUGAGUCUUAGCAUGUUAGAAUUACAAAGGAGAUUAUUACAAAGAAAGACAAAAGAGAAAGAUGUGGAAGUAUCAGGCAAAAAUGUCAAGGUGAUACUGGUUCAGCCGGGUACUAUGAGAUCACCCAGUCUCCGUCGUCUUAUAAGUAAUGGCUCUGUCUUAUUACUAAUUGGAUUGUACUGUAUUCUUCUUUAUCCAUUUCUUUGGUUGUUUAUAAAAAGUGGUAAUAGGGGUGCCCAAAGUAUUCUUUAUGCUUUGAAUACACCAGAAUUAGAGGCAAGCAAUUUGAAGGACACAAAAGCCAAAUAUGUAACUGGUUGUAGUUUAGUCAAUUUUGCAAGAAAGGAAUUUUCUGAUGAUGAAUUACAAAAGCAACUAUUUGAUAAUACUGAAAGAGAUAUAUACGCUCUUGAGAAGAUCAUGGCGAUUAAAAGAAAACAAAAGAGUGCAUCCAGAUCCAAUAAAAUAAAUAAGGAGGGAAAGAAAUGA